Sturnus vulgaris (Common starling) is the source of this 1498-nucleotide messenger RNA. RefSeq names its product mitochondrial ribosomal protein L3 (gene MRPL3). The record is from RefSeq and is a predicted model, not a curated record. Gene Ontology annotation, biological process: translation. Gene Ontology annotation, cellular component: ribosome; mitochondrial large ribosomal subunit. NCBI's taxonomy places the organism in Eukaryota, Metazoa, Chordata, Aves, Passeriformes, Sturnidae. Gene Ontology annotation, molecular function: structural constituent of ribosome.
ACGCGGCGGGGCCGGAAAGCGGCGGCGGCUCCGCCGGGGUGGCGGCAUGGCGGGCUGGGGACGGCUGGUCCGGCUCGGCGGGCGCCUCUGGGCGGCGGCGGCGCCGCCGGCUCCCGGGCACAGGCGUCAGCUGGGCUUUGUAGUGAGACACAUCAACAGUUCAACAUGGUGGCACGAGCAUCUUUCUGAAGAGAAUGUGGAGUUCCUCAAGAAGAUAACUGCAGAGGAGUACAAAGCUCAGACAGCCAGCAAGCUGUGCCCUCUGAAAGAUGAGCCAUGGCCACUGCAUAAGUGGACACCAGAUUCCAUCAGAGUUGGUGUUGUUGCAGUAAAACUGGGAAUGAUGCCAAUAUGGACCAAAUCAGGAGAAAAACAUCCUGUCACACUCCUUAAGGUUCAAGAUUGCCAUGUUUUAAGAUACGUUUCAAAGGAAGAGUCGGGUGGAAAAACAGCUAAGCUGCUUGUUGGAGGCAAAAAUGUAUCUCCUUUUUCUAAACCAGAGUCUGCACAUGAAAUUUUUAAAGAAGCUGGAGUGCCACGGAAGCAGAAAGUUACAACAUUUAAUGUAACAGAUGAUGCCAUAAUUAAACCAGGUACUCCUUUGUAUGCUGCUCACUUCCGCCCCGGGCAGUUUGUGGAUGUUACUGCAAAAACAAUUGGUAAAGGAUUUCAAGGUGUCAUGAAAAGGUGGGGAUUUAAAGGUCAACCUGCAAGCCAUGGCCAGACAAAAACUCACAGACGACCUGGAGCAAUAUCUACCAACCAAGCUGCCAAAGUUUAUCGUGGAAAGAAAAUGCCUGGUAAAAUGGGUAACAUCUACAGGACAUCUUUUGGCUUAAAGGUGUGGAGGAUCAAUACAAAACAUGACAUUAUUUAUGUAAAUGGGUCUGUUCCAGGUCACACCAAUUGUCUGGUAAAGGUCAGAGAUAGCAAAUUGCCUACUUACAAGGACUGCAAUAAAAAUCCUCCAUUCCCUACGUUUUUUGCUGAUGGAGAUGAAGAACUGCCAGAAGACCUUUUUGAUGAGGAGAUUUUCCAGUUCACAGAUCCAUCUGUCACAUUUGCAUAAUGUUCCUCACGUCUUUGAAAACACAGUUUUGUUAUUUUCAUGUACAUUGCAAUGCUGUGUAAAAGUAAGCCUAUGAAUUGAAGUCUGGCCAACUGACUUAAACAUUUCUGGUAUUGCAGUUUUGGUUAGGUAAUCGGAUUUCCCACUGUCAGUCUCAAGCCUGUACUUAAAACAACAGGUGAGUCUGAGGAACAGGUUGUAAAGCACACCAAACUAUGUCUUCAGUGACCUUGCCUUCUCUGCUUCAGGCUGUGAAAACCUACACAAUCCUGAAAAACUGUUGUUUUGAAGGUGGUUCCAGUUCAUUUUCUCUUUUAUGUGAAGUAUACUGGGCAACUCUGAUCAAUCAGAAAAAGGUUUCAAAUCUGCCUUGGCAUCUGAGGUAGGGGGGAUCCAUUAAGAGUAAUCCAAAAUAAAACAAGGAAAUGC